CCAGAGAGCGCGGCCGGCUCGGCAGGUUGGGACCCAAGCUCACAGCUUCCGGAAGGCGCGGAGGUCGGAUAAAUACAUCCCGGCGCCUAGGCACCAGCGAACACCGCUCGCGCCGCCCGCACCAUACGCACAGCCGUCCGUAGGGCGCAGAGCCGGCCGGCAAGGUGCAGUGCCCGCUCCUCCUCCUCCCGGGGCCGGCGCGGAGCGGCGGAGAGCAGCGGGCUCGGCCCCCGGCGCCCGGGCCGCGGAGCCGAUGAGCAGCGGCGGCUGAGGGCCCAGGCUGGCCUUUGCCUGCCGUCUGCCCGGCGCCCGAGCGGGGCCGCAGCGCCCAGGGCGCGGGGUCCGGGCUGGUGACAUGGGGUCGGACUGACGCGCCCCGGGCGGCCAAGCGCUCUCUCUCGAGCCGCGGGCCCUGCUCGGAGGCGGCGGCGGGCGCCUGGCCCGGCGCGCUCUACUCAGGGCGCCCGCGGGAACCUCCGCCGCGCUCUAUGCGCCUCUGUAAGCGCCGCGGGCCCGGGCCAUGGCGAUAGACCGGCGGCGCGAGGCGGCGGGCGGCGGGACCGGGAGGCAGCCACCCCUGGGCGAGGAGAACGGCUCUCUGCCGCCGGGGGACGCAGCGGCCUCGGUGCCCCUAGGGGGACGCGCGGGCCACGGCAGCGGCGGGGAGAUCCAACCGCUGCCCUCCCCGCAUCCCGCCGGCGGCGGUCCUCACCCGAGCUGCUGCUCCGCGGCAGCGGCCCCGAGCCUCUUGUUGCUGGACUACGACGGGUCGGUAUUGCCCUUCCUCGGGGGCCUGGGCGGGGGCUACCAGAAGACCCUCGUGCUCCUCACCUGGAUCCCCGCGCUAUUCAUCGGCUUCAGCCAGUUCUCAGACUCCUUCCUUUUGGACCAGCCGAACUUCUGGUGCCGGGAGGCCGGCAAAGGCGCCGAGCUGGCGGGAGUCACCGCCACUGGCCAGUGGGGAGCCGAGGACUUGGCCAACUGGACCAGCCCGCCGACCAUCCCCUUCUCCACUGCCGCCUGGGGGGCCGCGGGCAACCUUAGCAACAGGAGCGGAGCGGACAGGGGUGACACUCCACCCCUACCGUCCCCUCCGGACAAGGGGGACAACACCUCUAACUGCGACUGCCACGCGUGGGACUAUGGUAUCCGCACAGGCCUCGUCCAAAACGUGGUCAGCAAGUGGGAUCUUGUGUGUGAUAAUGCCUGGAAGGUCCAUAUCGCUAAGUUCUCCUUACUGGUUGGAUUAAUCUUUGGCUACCUAAUAACUGGAUGCAUUGCUGACUGGGUCGGCCGGCGGCCUGUGCUGCUAUGUUCCAUCACCUUCAUUCUGAUCUUUGGAUUGACCGUGGCACUGUCAGUGAAUGUGACAAUGUUCAGCACACUCAGGUUUUUUGAAGGAUUUUGCCUGGCUGGAAUAAUUCUCACCUUGUAUGCAUUACGAAUAGAGCUGUGUCCACCCGGAAAACGGUUCAUGAUCACAAUGGUGGCGAGCUUCGUGGCCAUGGCGGGGCAGUUCCUCAUGCCUGGGCUGGCUGCCCUGUGCCGGGACUGGCAGGUCUUGCAGGCCCUCAUCAUCUGCCCCUUCCUGCUCAUGCUGCUCUACUGGUCGGUAUUCCCCGAGUCCCUCCGGUGGCUGAUGGCUACCCAGCAGUUUGAGUCUGCAAAGAAGCUGAUCCUGCACUUCACACAGAAGAACUGCAUGAGCCCCGAGAGUGACAUCAAGGGUGUGAUGCCCGAGCUGGAGAAGGAGCUCUCCAGGAGGCCCAAGAAGGUCUGCAUCGUGAAAAUGGUGGGGACCCGGAACCUGUGGAAGAACAUCGUGGUCCUGUGUGUGAACUCGCUGACAGGGUAUGGGAUCCACCACUGCUUUGCAAGGAGCAUGAUGGGCCACGAGGUGAAGGUGCCACUCCUCGAGAACUUCUAUGCUGACUACUACACCAUGGCCAGCAUUGCCCUGGCGUCCUGCCUGGCCAUGUGCGUGGUGGUCAGGUUCCUGGGGCGCAGGGGCGGGCUGCUGCUCUUCAUGAUCCUCACUGCCCUGGCCUCGCUGCUGCAGCUCGGGCUCCUCAACCUGAUUGGAAAAUACAGCCAGCAUCCAGACUCAGGUAUGAGUGACAGUGUCAAGGACAAAUUCUCCAUCGCAUUUUCCAUCGUGGGCAUGUUUGCCUCCCAUGCAGUGGGAAGCCUCAGUGUGUUCUUCUGUGCAGAGAUCACCCCGACAGUAAUAAGGUGCGGCGGGCUGGGACUGGUGCUGGCCAGCGCGGGCUUCGGCAUGCUGACAGCGCCCAUCAUCGAGCUGCACAACCAGAAAGGCUACUUCCUGCACCACAUCAUCUUCGCCUGCUGCACGCUCAUCUGCAUCAUCUGCAUCCUCCUGCUGCCUGAGAGCCGGGACCAGAGCCUUCCCGAGAGCAUCUCCAAUGGGGAGCACUACACGCGGCAGCCGCUCUUGCCACACAGGAAGGGUGAGCAGCCGCUGCUGCUCACCAAUGCCGAGCUAAAGGACUACUCAGGCCUACACGACGCAGCAGCGGCCGUCGGGGAUGCGCUGCCCGAUGGCGCUACAGCCAACGGUGUGAGGUCCUGUGGCUCUGGGCGUGGUCUGCCCUGAGGGGCGUCUGGGUCCUGGGGUGGGGUUGCUUACGCAUAGGCUUACAACACGUGGCUGCUGGCUGCAGCAGGCAAACAAGGCUGUGACGCCUCUGGGGCACGGGACCUUACACUGGUGUGGGGAAUUCUUUCCAGAACUCUAAGGAUCAUGUGUGAGGAAGCAGACUCUUCGGAAUUAAGACUUUCUUUUCUGCCAUUAAAUGUUCGUAUUUAUUUUGGUCAUUUUUACGAGAAGCACUUUAUUCCCUUUCCUCUCACUGACCUUGAAAUAGAACCACCUCCUUCGAAAGAGGGACCCAGUCGCCCCAGCGCUGCAGCCGGUCUCCCUGCAGGUCUGCCGCUGUCGCCCACCACCCCCUGAGCAGCCAGAGGCCACCUCUGCUGCUGGAGCCGCACCCAUGCUGCCUGCCUGUAUGCAGACACCUACCAUGGAGCAGUUCCCAACUGCAGAUUAGACACUGAAAUGUAAAUGAAGAGGUGUUUACUAGGGAGUCUGUUAUGGUUUGUAACGUGUUUUCUGUUUGUAAGGUCAGAGCUUCUGUUACGUGUUUUGGGGGAAAGCAGCUCACAGAUAUCAUUAAAACCAGCUUAGUCUUUCCUUCGAGAUCAUCCUUUGGUACUUCAUGCUGGAAACUGUUUGGGGAAAAUCUUAAACAUGUAACCACCCAUCUUAAAUAAUUAGUGGCAGUGUCGCCAGUUUGCGGACCAAGUUUGCCUAGUUAAGGUCACAACUAGCAAAUGUGUGGAAGUCUGAGACAUGUUAGCAUUAAUGCGCCUUCUCAGACUUGGCUCCAGCAGAAAAGUUCCCUCUUUCACUAUCAGCUUUUUUUCCAGAACUACUUGAAAAUGUGGCUACUUUCUGAACUGAAACCAAUAGGAUAAGAACUGACAUAGACGACUAAGGCAAACCCACAGGAGGGAGGGGUGCGCUCCCAAAUAUGGCCCUUCACGCACAACCGGAGCACACACCACAUGGACACCACCAGCUUGGAUGACUGUCAGCUCUCACUAAUUUCACGCUGAGGGACUGCAAAGCCUGUGGGAGCUGGUCCUCUUCAUGCCUGCCUUUGCCUGCUUCCUGCCAUUUCUGUCAGCACAGAGGUGGGGCUUAGGGCAAGGAGUGGGAUGCUCACCUGUUAGUCCAACUGACCUCCUGCCUCUUAAAGCAUCAAGACGAAUUGGGAGAAAGCAAUAACUCACCAAAGUUCAGCUCCCACCCCGUGCCCAAUAUCCAAGAGUUUUCAUUGUGUUCUUCAUUUUGUCCCGCAAGAAGGCUUCCUCGUCCCUUUCACGUCAGGCUUUCUCCACCUGUCAGGGGGGAUUUCAGAGGAAACUCGGAAGGCUUCCUCAAGGACACACAGGGGCCACUAAAAAACAAGCUUUAAUGGCACAGGCAGGCACCACCUUGUAGCAACUUAGGCACCUGAUUAUUUUAGACAGCCUGGUUCUUUCUAAAAUUGUCUACCCCCUCCUCCCCGCCCCCCUCCCAGUUUGUGACAUGGGCUGUGGCUGUUUUUCCAAAGUAAUCGUAGCCUCAGGUCUGUGAAUCAGGUGACCUCCAACUGACAGUUACUAUAACUCAAAGGGCCUGAAAAGGGGUUGACUUAACUUGCCUUUCUCCCCUUCUAGCUUUCUACGUUGUCUGUGUCUUUCUCUCUCCACCCACCAUCUCCUCCAAAUCUGGUAGACAUCAAUAGGAGCCUGCUGACUUGAUAAAAAUACAGUGAGGAGGUGAACAAACUGGCAAGCAUGUGCGAUUCCAGUGAGUAAACCACACUUUCUCUGUCAAUCAAUGGGGCCUGGGAUCUCCAGCUUCAUCCAAGGGCCACUGCUUAAGAAGGAAGGGCAAGCAUCUGGCCAAUCUCCCUGUUCCAGCCCAGCUCAUCCUCGCCUUCUCUCAUCUAGGUCACUUUUGUUCCAUGUUUCAAUGUUAGUCCACAUUCACCUUACUUUAAAAAGGACUUUCUUUACAAAUGUGCAGCCUUUGCGUGCCAAACUUGUGAAAUACCUUUUGCCUUUUUUAGAGUACUUGCUACAAAGCUACCUGGCAGCAAGAUCCAUUAAGUCCAGGACAUGUCAUAUGCAGCAGCCAAGCCACUGGGCAGUUGAGAAAGGUGGGCAGGAGCCAGUGAGGUUCUGGGCCAGCCCCUGGCCAGGUGUAUUUCUGCAUUUAUCACCCCAGCACUAGGACACCUUUCAGUCCCUUCACUCUACUACAGAAGGACUUGUGAGUCUUCACUCGCUGAUCACAGAGACCUUCUUUAAGAACUGCCCUGAAGCUGUAGAGUGCUGCCAGUAAUGUCUGAGAAGGUGGAGGGAAGGCACAGCACUUAGACACUCCUGUUCCAAGGUCUCUGAUCUCCAUCCUAAAUGACAGAAACACUUGUCCAAUGGAGAUAACGUUGUCACUUCAGCAAUCAGGACUAACUCACAGGUGACAAGAGAAGCAAGCUAUGAGGACUGGGCUCUUGGACUGAGGUCUAGCAGCUGUGAAUGAUGCCGAGAAGCCAACGAUCAGUAGGUGGUAUCUCUGGGCAGAGGUCCCACAGCUCUUUUCUCCAGGCGGCCUCAUGAUUAGGCUGAGCUCUUCUGUUGCUGGUUUAGCUUAAGGCUCUCUGAAGCUCUUGAGGAACACCUUUAUGAAAUACAGCCAAAGCAGAAAAGCUUCCCUGUGGGCUUAGCCCCGUGAAGUCCCACACCAAGUGGGCAAGGCAAUAAGGACCCACCCAAGCCUGAUACAGGUCCCGGGCCUGCCGUGCUCUGCAUGGAAGGGGCUGCAGCCACCAGCUCCCUCGUGGCUGUUGGUUGUGCUUGGACUCCUCAGUCCUGUUUCCUUCGUGGUCACUAAGAAAACAGUUCUCAGGCAUUUCAAGUCCGCCUCCCCACCACCUCCUCCCCUGCCCGGGGAGACACAUCCAGGUAUGUGCUGCAGCUAUUCUCCUCCACCAGCCACGCCUACAUCCUGCUAUCCUUUCAGGGAGCUGGGAUCCCUUUCCAUAAAAGUUAUGCACAAAUGUGAACACCCAAGGCAGGGCUGGACAGGUCUUCAUUUCCUUUUCUGGAAGUCAGUAACAUCGAAUACCUGAAGUACUAGCACCCAAGACAAAAAGGAAAAAGUUUUGUUUUGUUUUCUGAAAGAGUAUAAUUAACUUGCAACUAGAGGAAAGGGACUGAUAAAUUGUUUUGGCCACAGACCAGAAAGCAAAAAUAAACCUCGUAAAGGGAGUAUUGCACUCAAAACAAUACCACUUCCUAGAGCCAAACAAGAAAUGACUGAAGUGCCAUUAAAUGAACUGUGACCAUAGCGUUGCCCAGCCCCUAGGUGGCGCACGGGGCACGCACGUGCUGGGGAAGGCCCACACUUCACUUUCCUUUCAAGUACUCCUCGCUUUACUGUAUUGUGUUUUGGAAAAGCAGCACAGUGUAUUAAGUCUAGUGGGAAUACUUCCCUCUGUCCUUUCAGCCACCCCCACACUUGAGGUUUCUAGUCCGAACCAUGUUACUGUACAUGUCAACCGGGAUCAAUCUGGAGGUGCUCAUUCAUAGCACAAGCCUAAAUCAAGUUCUGAACUGUGUUGUUCAAAGCUAAAUGUCUGCAUGAUGUCACAUCUGUUGUACCUUUGGGGAAACUUUGUAUGUAAAUGUACAGAAAUAAAAAUAUUGCCCCAUUAACAAA
Molecule: messenger RNA, 6289 nt
Organism: Pteronotus mesoamericanus
Lineage: Eukaryota; Metazoa; Chordata; Mammalia; Chiroptera; Mormoopidae
Gene: SLC22A23
Product: solute carrier family 22 member 23
Exons: 10
Coding region: 521-2614 (697 amino acids)
Biological process (GO): transmembrane transport
Cellular component (GO): membrane
Molecular function (GO): transmembrane transporter activity
Source: RefSeq, a predicted model, not a curated record